Phacochoerus africanus (Common warthog) is the source of this 2342-nucleotide messenger RNA. It is a transcript of the gene DKC1, whose product is annotated as dyskerin pseudouridine synthase 1. Gene Ontology annotation, molecular function: pseudouridine synthase activity; RNA binding. Gene Ontology annotation, biological process: box H/ACA sno(s)RNA 3'-end processing; rRNA pseudouridine synthesis; mRNA pseudouridine synthesis. The record is from RefSeq and is a predicted model, not a curated record. Lineage: Eukaryota; Metazoa; Chordata; Mammalia; Artiodactyla; Suidae. The transcript has 15 exons. The coding region runs from base 104 to 1669 and encodes 521 amino acids. Gene Ontology annotation, cellular component: box H/ACA snoRNP complex.
CGCACAGGUGGGCGGGCCCUGGCGGCGCGGCCUGACGGCGGCGGGAGUCUGUAGUCGCUUCCUCGGGGGUGGCCCACGCGGCUCAUACGCUCUGCCGGGCAACAUGGCGGACGCGGAAGAAGUACUUAUUUUACCGAAGAAGCAUAAGAAGAAAAAGGAGCGGAAAUCAUUACCAGAAGAAGAUGUGGCUGAAAUACAGCAUGCUGAAGAGUUUCUUAUCAAACCUGAAUCCAAAGUGGCUCAGUUGGACACAUCUCAGUGGCCCCUGUUGCUAAAGAAUUUUGACAAGCUAAAUGUAAGGACGACACAUUACACUCCUCUUCCUUGUGGUUCGAAUCCCCUGAAGAGGGAGAUCGGGGACUAUAUCAGGACAGGCUUCAUCAACCUUGACAAGCCCUCCAACCCCUCCUCACAUGAGGUGGUAGCCUGGAUUCGACGGAUCCUGCGGGUGGAGAAGACGGGCCACAGCGGGACCCUGGAUCCCAAGGUGACCGGCUGUUUAAUAGUGUGCAUUGAACGAGCCACCCGCUUGGUGAAGUCCCAGCAGAGCGCAGGCAAAGAGUACGUGGGGAUUGUCCGGCUGCACAAUGCUAUCGAAGGGGGGACUCAGCUCUCUAGGGCCCUGGAAACCCUGACGGGUGCCCUGUUCCAGCGCCCCCCACUCAUUGCUGCAGUGAAGAGGCAGCUGCGGGUGCGGACGGUCUACGAGAGCAAGAUGAUCGAGUUCGACCCCGAGAGGAGACUAGGCAUCUUCUGGGUGAGUUGUGAGGCCGGCACUUACAUCCGGACGCUGUGCGUACACCUUGGUUUGCUGCUGGGCGUUGGCGGGCAGAUGCAGGAACUUCGGCGAGUUCGGUCUGGAGUCAUGAGUGAAAAGGACCACAUGGUGACGAUGCAUGAUGUGCUUGACGCCCAGUGGCUGUACGACAACCACAAGGAUGAGAGUUACCUGCGGCGAGUUGUCUACCCUUUGGAAAAGCUAUUGACAUCUCAUAAGCGGCUGGUCAUGAAAGACAGUGCGGUCAAUGCCAUCUGCUACGGGGCGAAGAUCAUGCUGCCGGGCGUCCUCCGGUACGAGGACGGCAUCGAGGUCAACCAGGAGAUCGUGGUCAUCACCACCAAAGGGGAGGCCAUCUGCAUGGCUGUCGCGUUAAUGACCACGGCGGUGAUCUCCACCUGCGACCACGGCGUGGUCGCCAAGAUCAAGAGGGUGAUCAUGGAGAGGGACACGUACCCUCGGAAGUGGGGCUUAGGCCCCAAAGCGAGUCAGAAGAGGCUGAUGAUCAAGCAGGGCCUUUUGGACAAGCACGGCAAGCCCACCGACAGCACGCCCGCCGCCUGGACGCAGGACUACGUGGACUACAGUGAUCCUGCGAAGAAGGAGGCGGCGGCCAAAGCCACGAAAGCCCCACCGGCAGGGGCUGAAGCAGCAAAAGCCCCACAGCUGGUGGCUGAAGCAGCAAAAACCCCAAAGCGGAAGCGGGAGAGCGAAAGCGAUGAAACGUCCCCAGCGGCUGCUCAGCUGCCGAAGAAGGAGAAGAAGAAGAAGAAGGACAAGAAGCCCAAGGCCGCUCCCGAGGGCGCGGCCGAGCCGGGAGAUGGGGACAGUGACACCACGAAAAAGAAAAAGAAAAAGAAGAAAAUAAAAGUGGAAGUGGUUUCUGAGUAGUGGAUGGAGACAUUAAAGCCUUAUUGAGAAAACUUCGUUCCGUUUGUUCUCGAGGGAAUGGAACUUAAGGCCCAGAAAGGGCGGAGAGUUCCCGCGCGGCUCAGCUGGUGACGGGCCUGGGGCAGCCUUCCCACACCUCGUCCUGUUCUAAGGAUCCGCUGAAGCGGGCAGACCUAGCCUCGUCCCUUCUCUGCCUGAGAGAGUUGGGGGGCCUCCUCCUCAGGCCCCGCGCCGCCCAGGAACCCUUGUAGCGUCACGGGCCUCUCCUGCUUUGCUCCCCCGCCCCUUCCCUUGUCUAGAAAGUUCGGAAGCAUUCAGUCAGCUCCACGAAAUGCUGUAGAGCUGGGUUGUGGAUUGAGGGGACAAACCGUCUUUCCAGUGUCCUUUGAGGACAGCGGUCUAUGCUAGUGUCGGAGCCACCUCUGUCACCCCGUUUCCUUCCGGAUAGAAGCCUGGCCAAGCGCCUUGGUGUUGCAUCUUGUCAGCUCUUUCCAGCCCCUCUGGCCCUUGUUCAGAGCUUGUACCCACUUCAUGCACCUAAACCCAUCUGGCUGCUUGUGUUCGUGAGAGAAGCCAACAAAGCAUUCCUCUAUUUUUCACUUUAACCUUCAUUUACUUUCAUUGCUGGGAGAAGGUUGUAAUUUUUACUUAUUAAAGUUUACUUACGAAGUUU